This is a messenger RNA of Xylona heveae TC161, 950 nucleotides long. RefSeq lists its product as hypothetical. The transcript has a single exon. The record is from RefSeq and is a predicted model, not a curated record. The coding region runs from base 363 to 575 and encodes 70 amino acids. Lineage: Eukaryota; Fungi; Ascomycota; Xylonomycetes; Xylonales; Xylonaceae.
CAAGUAUCUGAUAAAUCCAUGUUGGGUGCUCUUAGGGCCGCAAGGAGACGAAUCCAGAAAAGGCAAGUAGAAAGGCGACAAGGACGCUUCCACAGUCUGGCCCAUAUGCGGAUCACGAUAUGCUUCCCACCCCUGAGCUGAUAUAUGGUCCAUUAUGGUGUGCCAGGGCUUGGAGUGAAAAUUGGUUGUCCACCAAUUGGUGGUGCUCGAUUGGACAGAAUGUAACGUCGUGGCCUUUAUCGCCGGGGAUUAGAAUGGGGCUGCUGUUGUUGCUACUACAGUACUAGGUAUGUAUUUGCUACCAUGUGCCCGGGGAUCUUUGAUGAAACUCGCAUCUGGACCCACCAGACGUGCUGUCUCGAAUGGAUUGGAUUCUGGGCAUCCUUUGCGUUAUCACCCUCCGUUGCAUCUGCUUUUUUCUUUCUUAUCAGGAGGCACUUGACUGCGGCAUUAUCUCCCUACUACUCCGUACAAGGAAGAUGUUAAACAAGCCAGAUGGAAAGGUCAGGUUUACGGAGUAUGCAACCAAAAGAAUGGUUCUAGAAGGCAGCAGACGCUUUGGAUACCAAUUCUAGCCGCUUUCUGGAUCUUGUCGAAGCUCAAUUGCUGGUUUCCGUUUCAGUGGCCUUAUGUUGGAAAGUAACAAACCUGUCCUGAUGAUAGCCUCGGGCGAGCGAGCUAAGCUCUCAAGCUUUUGAUCGAGCAGCAGCCGGAUCGGUGUCAGGACAUGUCAAAAAGGCACGGCAUCGGGGACAAUUGUUGCGUGCGCACGAACUAUACCCACCUUCUGUCACAAUAUUUGGUACCUUUCGUACAAAACAAUGAAAUCAGUCAAAUCGCCGGGGAUAAGGUCUUCUCGGCAACAUCUCGAACCACUGUCACUUUAGCAGCGGCCCGCCGGCGAGUUAAACAAGACCACUGGCGCUUGGCUUGCGGCCGCCGACUCCGCU